UGAAUACGGAUAUGUGGACGACCCCCGGAACACGGAUAAUAGUCAACAAUGCUGAGUUUUAUUUAAAAGGUUUCUAGAAUUCUUCUAUUUGGUUUGUUCGAAUUUCCUUCAACAUAAGAAAUAAAUGCGAAAUGGCACUGUUACCCCCGGAUCCCGUUUUCACGUUCAAUCAACGAAUCGGCCCUGUGAAUUCUUUAUGCUUUCACCACCAUGAACGGCUUUUCGCAGGAACCCAAAAAGGUCAAGUUUAUUUGUUUGACCUACAGACAAAUAGGUCAACUUUCAAUAUGACAAUUGGCGAAAAUCCUUUGCUUUCGAUUCGUCAUUCAGAAGAUUAUUUAUUUUCGAUGGAGAAAGGAGGAACAUUCAAGCAGAACCAACUAACGAAUUCGGGCUACAAGCUGGCAAAUGAAAUCCAACAGGAACACACUGGUUUUUGUGGGUUUGAUUGUAGUAGUGAAGAUAAUAUAAUCUUAGCUCCGAAGGACGAGAACUGCAUCAGUGUCUUAUCGCUGGACACUUUGAAGGAAAUUCACAAAUUGACCGUUCCUCCAGACACUCAGACUGGCCCUAUUUCGUGCGUAAAAUACUUAAAUAUGCAUUACGCGUUGGCUGCGUAUUCGUGUGGCUACGUGAUGCUGUGGGACUUGCGUAGCUAUAAAAUCCUAGCUGAAGAGCGCUUCAACGAUUGUAUAACAUCGAUUGAUUAUGAUCUCGUGACAAAUCGUGGCAUUAUUGGCAGUGCAUGUGAUAAAAUUGAACUUUUCUCAUUUAACACAACAGAUGCUAAAAUAUCGAAAAAGGCUGAUUUACAAAUUAAGAAUCCAGGGGUUAAUUGUGUAAAGAUACGAAAGGACUUGAAGGUGUUUGUGUCCGGCGGAUUCGAUGGUCGUCUAAGAGUUUUCUCGUGGAAAAGCAAACGUUUGCUCACUGUCUUGUCGGAACACAAAGGAAAUCUAAUGGAUAUUGCUUUUUCCGAUGGACCCGUAUCCUUUUGGAAGGCAAACAUUAUGGCAGCAAGUGGAAGUGAUGGGAAAAUAACUUUGUGGGACAUUUACAAUUAAUGUUGGCUCACAGGUCAAAGCAUUACUUAGUUUUUGUUAAAACUGCAUUUGCCUAAUAAGUUGUUUUAAAAUAAAAAAUAUAUAUAUUUUGCUACUAUAAACUAAAAAAGUAAACAAUCAUUGUUAUCAAUAUUUAUUU
This is a messenger RNA of Culicoides brevitarsis, 1203 nucleotides long. RefSeq names its product guanine nucleotide-binding protein subunit beta-like protein 1. Bases 132 to 1064 code for a protein of 310 amino acids. The record is from RefSeq and is a predicted model, not a curated record. Gene Ontology annotation, molecular function: protein binding. NCBI's taxonomy places the organism in Eukaryota, Metazoa, Arthropoda, Insecta, Diptera, Ceratopogonidae. The transcript has 2 exons.